Esox lucius (northern pike) is the source of this 3155-nucleotide messenger RNA. RefSeq names its product RAB5B, member RAS oncogene family (gene rab5b). Lineage: Eukaryota; Metazoa; Chordata; Actinopteri; Esociformes; Esocidae. The transcript has 6 exons. Bases 296 to 952 code for a protein of 218 amino acids. The record is from RefSeq and is a predicted model, not a curated record. Gene Ontology annotation, molecular function: GTP binding; GTPase activity.
GGACUUCACUGAAACGUAAAGGAAUGCGGGUUGCAUCCACAUUAUCUGGAAAACGAGACUGCGUUAUUAGUGCGACUGCGCGAAUUUGCAGGAAGUGUUAGUCGUAUUACCAGCUGAUAAAUUGUUAACGGUAAAGGAUUCAAGACGGGGAUCCCUGAGUUUCAGAGACAGCGCGUAUACUGUCACUGACAGAAAAAGAGAAGAGAGGUACAGAAAAGACCUCAAAUCCCAGAGUCUCCUUUUGUCUAAGCUCCCAUCACUGGGAGGCCCCCUCGCCCUCCUUACUUCCAUCACCAUGGCUACCAGAGGGAGUGGACGAACCAACGGCACGCUGCCCCAGACAAAGAUAUGUCAGUUUAAACUGGUCCUCCUGGGAGACAUGGCUGUGGGCAAGUCCAGCCUGGUACUGCGCUUCGUCAAGGGGCAGUUUGAUGAGUUCCAGGAGACCACCAUCGGAGCUGCAUUCCUGGCCCAGUCAGUGUGUCUAGACGACACUACGGUGAAGUUUGAGAUCUGGGACACUGCAGGACAGGAACGCUACCACAGUCUCGCUCCCAUGUACUACCGCGGUGCACAGGCUGCAAUUGUGGUUUUCGACAUCACCAAGCCGGAGACGUUUGAGAGGGCUAAAGCCUGGGUGAAGGAGCUACAGAGGCAGGCUAGCCCCAACAUCGUCAUCGCUCUGGCAGGGAACAAGGCAGACCUGGCUGAGAAGAGACUGGUGGAGUAUGAGGAAGCCCAGACCUAUUCUGAAGACACUGGGCUUCUCUUUAUGGAGACCUCUGCUAAGACUGCCAUGAAUGUCAAUGAACUGUUCCUGGCCAUUGCCAAAAAGAUGCCAAAAACCGACACCCAGAACCCGACACAUGCAGCCCGACACAGGGGAGUGAACCUACAGGACCCUGACGCCCACAACACCUCGUCCUGCUGUGGAGGCGGGGGAGGGAACUAGGACCGAUCCUCUGGCCUCCCCACUACCAACCUCUGAGGUCGGGCAAGGAGACACCCGCUCACCCGUCCAUCCACCCUCCCUCCCUCCCAUCCACCCAGACAGCCGCUGAGAGAGAGAGAGAGAGCGAGAGAGGGGAAGGAAGAGGAGUGUUAAGAGGAUGGCUGUUUUUUGCGAAUGUUUCCCUCACCAACCGACGCCAGAGAGAUUUCGGGACAGAGGUCCGACAAAGACUGAAUACAGGCAGAGGGAAAUAAAAGAGUGAGAGAGUGACAAGACUUUGUAUAGUAUUAAGCACUAAGCGUUGUGGGUGUUGUUUUGCAUUCUGUCUUGAUUCAUUUUAAUCAUGGUUCCAUUUUAUUAUGCAAUCAACUGCAGUGUCGGUCCUUGAGUAGGAAAGAUGGGGUGAGAGUCUAAACAAAGAGGGGAAUGUAAGAGUGACUGGGAAGCAUGUCCUACUCCCUCCUUAAAGUUUUGUCAUUGCUGCUCCCGAGAGGGGCAGAGCUGUCCUAAAUGCCCCCUCAUUACCCAUUCUGAGCCCCUGGAAGCCUGGACAACCUUAACCCAAUCCUGAAGCCUUGGCCUGAUCCAUUUUAGAACCUCAGUCCCCGCUGACAGAAUCACCCGUGUUAAAUAUAUCCAUAUUAGAUGGUUCAGGUUACCCCAAAUCCCACGAGGGAGAGGGAUAACUGUAAAUGGCCUCUUCUCUUGCCUUAUGUUCUCUGGCCUCCUUAUUUAUUUUAAGCCCCCCAGCCUUUACAUCGAUUACUGCUCAGAGCAGCGGUGUUCUGAGACAUCAUCCUUCUGGUGCCAGCCUGGUAUCAUCCAGGCCCCUCCUCCGCCCCAAUCUCCAGCUCUCUUCUACUUCCACCUACAGAUGUAAAUAUACACUGAAGAACUUGCAGUGCAGUGUUUAUUAACUGUUGGGACUCAGUGAGUCUGCUCUAUGCUAUGUCUGUCUGGCUGUGACAGGAAUUUAACAUGGUUUCUAACAAUCCAUUGCCUAGCACACAACUACUAACACCUAGGGCCGCAGUUUCUCCUGCUCAUUUAAAGCAAUAAGGAGAAUCUCCUUGUCCCUCCUAUGGAUAACAUUAAGUAGGUAUUGACCUCAAAACCACAGCUUGGGUCCAGAUCUGUUUGCCCUGUAUAGCUUCCUCCCAGGGUUGUUCUCCUCUGUGAACACACUGCCUGUAGGCGCAGGCAACACGGCACAAGCAGAACCGAGACCCAGUUUGGAUAGCACUUCAGGCAGUGUCUGGACCGUCAUUUGAGUGCGAGGGUCGUGAUACACACAACAUGUUCCGUCUGUUCCUCAACUGUCCUUGGUCUAUUUCAAUUAAAAUAUUAAUAAAACACUUAACAGUGACUAAUGGGUUGAUGCUGUUUAAAGCACUGGUGUGGACAGCUUUGGUGACUGAGCUCCUCAUUGUAGAUGGAUUCCAAAUUGACCCCUGAGCCAGACAUCCUGUGUAGAUCUGAAAAGGUCAAAGGUUCAUGCAGUUCUUUCACUUUGCCAACAUGUAGAUAGGAUGGAUUUUGACCAUAUUGGAGAGGUGUUAUUCAGUUGUGGCCGAUUUGCAGAAGUGCGUAGGUUGUACUUCAACAGAUGGAAAAAGAUCAAUUUCAAAUUGUGCAUGCGUGUCUAAGAAUAAGGGUGCUUUGUUUUCAAAAUCAAAACAAGAAGUGCCUACUCCCAGUUUUAUUUUCUGUGUUUGUUGUGUUGGAUUUGCUUUGUAGUGUGUUCAAUAGGCAGAAGUCAAAGUAAAGGAUCUCCCUGGACCUCAACAAUGGCUUGUAACCAUUAACUCACUGUACACUGUUGUUAUUGCUGCUCUAUGUACCGAUUGUUCUUGUCAACUGCACUGUAUGUCUUUUUGCCUAAUUUGAUCAAAAUCAUUAGUUGAUUUUACUGACUAGAGUAUGUAUGUCAUAAUCCUGGAAUGAAUCUAAGGACCCUAAUUGAUGUGACGAGCCCUACUUGAUUUUAAAACAAAUCGUUUCAUGGGCUGUCAUUGUGAUGUUUAAUUGACAAAUCCAUGAGUCACUCAUUCGUGAACUCUUUAUGAUCACAGGUUAGUUCAGUGUCAUGUGUAGUGAUAAUGAAUUUCACAGAUCAUGGAUAAAACUCCAGCUCCCAUUCAGCACCUCUGUAAAGUGUUCAAUAAAGCUGUGCUACUGCACCGUGUGGUGGAUAUGAACUCAG